Molecule: messenger RNA, 4122 nt
Organism: Talaromyces marneffei
Lineage: Eukaryota; Fungi; Ascomycota; Eurotiomycetes; Eurotiales; Trichocomaceae
Exons: 12
Coding region: 1-4122 (1373 amino acids)
Biological process (GO): transmembrane transport
Cellular component (GO): membrane
Molecular function (GO): ATP binding; ATP hydrolysis activity; ABC-type transporter activity
Source: RefSeq, a predicted model, not a curated record
AUGUCGUGCACCUUUGCCGCAGAUAGGGCCUUUGGUCCUGCGGUAUCUUCUUGCAGAAGGGUAUUCGAUUUUACCUUAUUCUUCGAGGAGCUUUUUUUCGCCCUACUUCCUUCUAGCUUGCUUCUGAUUGGAUCUGCCGUUCGCCUCUCUGUGUUGGUCCAAAGGCCGGUGCUAGGCACUCGAAGUCUUUUGUAUUUCCUGAAGUUGGUUGCUGCUACCAUAUUUGCCGUGCUUGAGCUUCUUGCGCUCGUCUUCAUCAGUACUGAUCAUGGCGAAACGACGCACAUUUCUAUUCCUGCGGCCGUUUUAUCGUUCCUCGCUUCACUGGCUAUCUUAUGGCAGUUCUUGAAAAUGGUGGGAAAACAGCAAACUUCCACCGAAGCGCAUACCGAGAAAAGAUCCAAAGAAGAGACUGCUGGAUUUGUCAGUCGGAGCCUAUUUAUAUGGCUUAAUCUCCUGCUCUGGACGGGUUAUCGACGUGCACUGACCGCGCUGGAUCUACAGCCAAUUGAUCCAAAUUUAUAUUCAUCACGGUUAAGCGUGAGAUUUGCGUCAAUAUCCGCCUUGAGCGCCACGUCCUCUUUCGGUCUGCCUGGUCGGACUUUAUUGUCACUGGGCCGUUACCUUCUUUUUCCGAUUUUUCCUCGACUGUGUCUAACAGGGUUUACUUUUGCUCAGCCAUUUAUCACUACUGCUCUUAUCCGGUACCUAUCGGACAGUACGGAAUCUAAGAAUGAUGGAUAUGGAUUGAUGGGGGCUUCGCUGCUUGUCUACGGAGGCAUUGCGGUCUCAAACAGUCGGUACUCCCACCUGACGUACAAGUCGAUCACUAUCAUUCGAGGCGGCUUGGUGGAUGCGGUCUUUGAUAAAGUGUUACGUCUUCGCGAAGACAAGGAAAUGGAGUCCAGAGCCUUGACUCUCACCAUCAAUGACGUGCAGCGCAUUUCCUCAUCAUUGACAUAUCUACACGAGCUAUGGGCCGGAUUACUAGAAACAGGACUAGCUACCUGGCUGCUGUGGCGACAAGUAGGCCCCUCAUGCUUGACUGUACUUGGGUUAGCAUUAGUGAGUACUGCAAUAUCCACAUACAUCGGUAAGUCAACGGGCAAGCAGCAACAGAAAUGGAUGGCAGCUACAGAGAAGAGAAUAGCAACCACCAGAAAAAUGUUAUCCUCUCUUAAAGCAAUAAAAACGACAGGGUCCGAGCAGCGAGUCAGCUCUACGAUUCAAACACUUCGAGUUAGAGAGUUUGCUGCGUCAAAGAUGUUUCGGGCGCUUCUGGUUGGCAGUGUUCUGUCAUCCUAUACUACAUUGACACUAUCCCCUGUUUUUGUAUUCGGCGCAUACAUUGGAACCAUGUUGUCUUAUCAGCAAAAUCUGGAUCCCUCGAGGCUUUUUAGCUCUUUGAUCCUCAUCAGCCUCUUAGCAACGCCAUUGAUCCGUAUUCUGCAGAUGCUUCCUUCUUUAGGCGCCGCGAAGGGUUGUUUUGAGCGUCUAGACACAUUUCUUCAGAGACCAGAGAGAUCGGAUUUUCGACAGAUUCCUCCCACCGCUGUAUGUUCCGAUGGAGUGACCGCGGGGGCUAAUAUAAUAACUGAGAAAGGCCUCCAUCAGUCCAAACCGUCACAGGAUAUUGCGGUUUCGAUCAAGAAUGCCGACUUUGGCUGGACCACCGAAGCAUAUCUACAUGAUGUAUCCUUGAAAGUAUUGAAGGGUGACCACGUAGUUAUCACUGGUGGUACAGGCUCUGGAAAAUCGCUCUUGAUGAAAGCAUUAUUGGGUGAAGUCGAAUUCAUGGCUGGUACUGUACGUGUUAGCAGUGCUCGCAUUGGUUACUGUGGUCAAAGUAUUUGGCUGGAAAACGCCUUGAUGCUUGACAAUGCAUUUCGUUGUGCAUCCGAUAGCGAAGAGUGGCGUCACAAAAUUCUUGAUGCUUGUGCUUUGACCGAGUUGCUAAAUACAUCCGACUCUGGUGAGACAAUUGGUAGUGGAGGGAUCUGUUUAAGUGGCGGCGAGCGCCAGAGACUGGGAUUGGCCAGGACUAUUGCACAACGGCCUGAUAUUAUCAUUCUCGAUGAUGUCUUUAGCGCUUUAGACAAAAAGACGGUUAAGCAUAUUCGAGAACGACUAUUUGGGCCCAAUGGGCUUUUACGCUUACUUCAAGUUACUAUUAUUGAGACCACUCAAGACCAACGCUGGGCGACAAUGGCAGACCAAGUCUUCCGGAUUGACAAGUCUGGUGGCCUUUCCCAAUGCGAACGCGACGUUGCGGUUGUUGAAACGAUGUCUAGCAAAGGAGAUAUCGAAGCCGGAGAAACGGUGAUUACUAAUACUAUCAAUGUACGUCAAACCAAGCCGGCGAGAAUCGACUCUUCCGAAGAGGCCUCCCGUGUAAAGGAUCGGACUGUAUAUCGCACCUACUUCGGCGCAAUUGGACUCAAAAACCUUUCUGUCUUCGUUUUAUUUGGUCUGGCGUUUGCGUUCUGUAUAAAAUUUCCCGAUAUCUGGGCACAAUGGUGGUCUGAAGAUGACCAGUCGUCACAGAAGGUUGGCUACUGGCUUGGUAUGUAUGCCAUGCUCCAGACUUUGCCGCUUAUCAUGUUAUGUAUAUGGUUGGGACAUCUUCUUCUGCAAAUUGUCCCUUCUUCCGGCGUAGGGCUUCAUCUGCAAUUAUUAAAAACGGUCUUGAAUGCAACAUUUCGUUUCGUCAGUAGCACAGAUAGUGGGGACUUGCUUAAUCGAUUCAACCAAGACCUUAUGAUGAUCGACAUGUCUUUACCACUGAAUCUUUUCAACACUAUUGCGGAACUUUUGACUUGCGUGAUUCAAGUCGUGCUGGUGGCGGUGGCGGCAGUCUAUGCUCUGGCUGUCCUGCCGGCUUUAACAACUGCUCUAUAUCUUAUUCAGCAUUUCUACCUCCGUACAUCAAAACAGCUUCGGCAGCACGAAUUGCAGUCAAAAGCGAGUUUACAGACAAAGCUCAUGGAGACUUGCGCAGGCCUUGUAACGAUCCGCGCUCACCAAUGGCAGAGCACUUUCAGGAGCGAGUUUCGUGAGCAUCUCGAUAGGUCACAAGAACCGAUCUACCUACUUUACGCAGUACAGUGCUGGCUACAGCUUACUUUGGAUCUUGUUGUGACGGCUCUAUCCGUGACUGUGGUGGGUGUGGCCUUGGGGAUCAAAGACAAAACCAGUCUCGGGGCUAUCGGCGUGGCAUUCCUAAACUUGACUACACUUGGACAAACUAUGACAAAUUUACUGACGUCGUGGACCUCACUGGAGGUUUCUCUUGGAGCCAUUGCCCGAAUCGAGGAGUUUAAAAAACACACUCCGCAGGAGACAGAUACAACAUCUCAGAUUGACGUGCCUUUGUCUUGGCCUGAAUCAGGCGAGAUUAAAUUUGAAGAUACCAGCUCUAGUUAUGCGUCAGCCGUGGAGCAGUCCAGUUGGAACAUAGAUGGCAUCAAUUUGACCAUUCAUCCAGGAGAGAAGGUUGCCAUCUGCGGCCGCAGUGGUUCCGGGAAAUCUACGUUGAUACUUACGUUGCUUUCGCUCAUGGAAAAUCGGAAAGGAACCAUCAUGAUUGAUGAUAUCGACAUUUCUCGCCUCAAACCAUCCCUUCUACGAUCACGAUUCCAUGUGAUUUCACAAGAUACUUAUAUUCAUGGCGAUACCGUUCGAGAUCCAUUUGAUCCAAAGGGCACUUCGAGCAAUGAUAAAAUUUGGUCCACUCUCGAAGAUUGCUCACUUAAACAGAAGAUCGAAACAUCGGGUGGCCUUGACACCCCUUUAACAGACAUAUCGCUUUCUGCGGGUGAGAUGCAAUUGUUUGCGCUGGCUCGGACGAUUCUCAACGCAGAACAGAGCCCUGGUGGUAUUGUUCUCUUUGAUGAAGCUACAAGCAGUAUUGAUGUCGAAACCGAGACCAAGAUCAUGCGCUUGAUCAGGGAGAGACUGAAAGAAAAAACCGUCCUUUCCAUUUUACAUCGACUAGAAACGGCUUUAGAAUAUGAUAGAGUGUUGGUCAUGGACCAGGGUAGAGUUAUUCAUUCAGGAACCCCCGGGGAGGUAGUACUGGAGGCAGAUCUUUUCUCUGCGUUGAGGGGUCAGAGUGGGAUGUGA